AUGGCUGCUAGAAUCAUUCCGAUCACUAUUCAAAGAGCCACUGAAGCUCCACCACCACCACCACCACAACCACCACAGCAGACCACCACGAUCAUCGACAAGCCUGCUCCUUCAACAACUGCAUCUCCAUCGCCACCACCUGCUUCAAACACAUCCACUACUACCAGCAUCGAUGAGAUGACGACCAAUCCACGGCCUGCAACAAUGGCUCUGAUACGAAAUCGAAGCAUCGAUGAUUUCAAUGAACAGGUUGUGAACAUGCUCGACGAAGUCGAAAAACGAGUCGAGCAGUUGAGAGAGGCCGCAUCCAUGCUUGAGCAGGAAAAGGAGCAGAUUUUGGACAUGCUGAACAGCGUUAGUUUGAACACUGAGCUGUUGCGACUUGGCCAAGGUGAUCGUGAGGAUAUCACUGCAAUUACUAAUCGUCUCGCCGCCAGAACGAAAACUGUUGAUGUGUCUGUUAACACCCCACGAAGUAGCGAACAGGAACGCGCUCUGUCAUCCGUGAACAGCCUUAUCGAGGGAGUUGUGGAAAAAAUGCACGAGGAUAUGCAGGCUGGGAAAGAGGCAUGUCGUCGUUAUCUGAAUGCCUGCAAUCCCGACCAACCUGAUGGCCCAAUCGAUCAGAGAUUUCAAGCUCAGCUAAUUGAAUGUACCGCUGACGACCAAAAGAAGAUUCGCAGAAAACUCACUCAAAUCAUUUCUCAAUUCGAACGUGCUGAGCGUACCUUCACGCCGCAAUGGUAA
This is a messenger RNA of Haemonchus placei, 747 nucleotides long. The record is from the annotation of a GenBank genome assembly. NCBI's taxonomy places the organism in Eukaryota, Metazoa, Nematoda, Chromadorea, Rhabditida, Trichostrongylidae.